AAGAAGACCAACACCCAGGUUCAGUCAGGGGCUUGGAGUUAAAGUAGGCUGUGUCUUUCGGUCACCGGAGGUAAACAAGGCACCAGCUGUAAACCAUCUCAAGUAAACACCUUGCAGCUGUAGAUAAACACCAGACUUUACAAUAACAUUAAAGCUUCGUUCCGAUGGCGUCAGAAACACAUUAGAAAACUAGAGGAACUGUAGUCUUCACCCUCUGUUAUCCACUGGAGACAAAUGGUUUCAAGUUAUGGAUCAAGGUGUUGUGGACAGUCCUGUCACCCUUGUCAUCAGGGCACCCAACCAGAAGUACAAUGACCAGACCAUCAACUGUUGCCAGAACUGGACUGUAGAGAAACUCAAAGCACACCUGUCAGAUGUAUACCCAAGCAAACCAAGCUCCAAAGACCAGAGGCUGGUGUAUUCUGGGAAGCUGCUUUUGGAUCACUUUACCUUAAAAGAUGUGCUCAGAAAGCAGGAUGAAUACCAUAUGCUCCAUCUGGUGUGCGCCUCACGAACCCCUCCCAGCUCCCCGAAGCCCCCCCGUAGCCGCAGUAACAAGCCACAGGAGAAUUCAGCCGGUCCCACGCCCCUUCAGAACUCUGCUGCUCCAUCCACUGGUCAACGCAGCCAGUCAUCCACAGGAGAGAGCAGUGAUGGACUAGGACAGCGAACUGGACCUUUGCCUUACCACCAGAUGUAUCCGCAAUUUAUGCACAGCUGGAAUCAUUACUCCCCACAGUCAACUCCUCCCACAACCAUGCCCACUUAUUACAACCCCAUGACACUAAUGUGGUGGCAGCAGUUGUACGCCCAGCAGUAUUACAUGCAUUAUCAGUUACUGGCUGCCUCCUCUCAACACCUCAGGCCAGACCAGCCCUCAACUCACUCUAACCAGGCUGACCCGCUGAGCCAGAGGCCUCAGGCAGAUCGCCACGGCAACCCGGAAGUCCAGAUGAACGCCCAGGGAGGGGAGAUUCUGAACGAGGAAGAGCUGAACCGGGAUUGGCUGGACUGGGUGUACACAUUUUCACGUGCCGCGAUCUUGCUUAGUAUAGUCUACUUCUACUCCUCCUUCAGCCGGUUUGUCAUGGUGAUAAUGGCUAUGCUGGUGCUUUACCUGCAUCAGGCUGGCUGGUUUCCCUUCAACCUGGAGAAUGAACUCCAGCUUCCUGGAGACAGAGUCAAUGAGGACGAUAUGGAGGGAGAGCCACAAAACCACGACUUACAGGAAACGGAGGGAGCGAUGGAUGAUGGCUCAGACGAUGAUGGGGAAAGUGGGGAGGAAGGAGCAGAAGAUCCAAACAGCGCCCCAAACACAGGCUUUCUGUCCUCCACGUGGUCGUUCAUCAUAACCUUCUUCAUGUCACUGAUCCCAGAGGGACCUCCAGAUGCUGCUAACUGAACCACGAGCUGCCACAGUUCUCCACAAGGGCACAUAGUUUCUUUAAGAGGAGGAAGGAGGAUGAAUCUCCUACUUGCUCUGGAAACUGUUUCCGUUGCAGUACAGUGGUAUAGUUUCCCAGUAGUGUACUUAACUACAUAUCUAAGACUUUGAGCCAAAUACAAGUGACUGAUCCAACCUGAAAAGAGAUCGAUGGUCACUUGAUACGGAAGUUGUUGUGUUUGACUGCACAAAUACAAAAAUUAACACGAACAUUAGUUUAACUGCUAUAAACAAGGAUUGCUUGUGAUUCCUUGUAAAUAUAGUCAAAAUAAUAUUAUUGUCUGCCAGUGCAUUGUUUCUGUAAUUAAUAAAAUAGGGACAGCAGGCACAUUUACAGUAUAAAGAAAAAUAAUGCUUGUAUUUAACAACCUAAAUCUUGUUUUUUUUUCUUUGUAAGAAGUUGCAGUCUUUGUUGAAAUGGUUCUGUUGGAAUUUUAAUGAUUUUUUGUAAUGGUGGACGUAUCCAAAUAAGAAAUCUUAUUUUAAAUGGGCCACCUUAGUCCAAAAGCUGAACUACAGUGAAUAAUCCUGAGACAUGUAGUGCUUGUGAUGAUUGAUGUGAGUGAUUUUGGCCUGAGAGUUUAUAAAAUGUGUCUGAACACAUUGUGUACUGUGUUGGAAGUACAUAUAGCUGUGAUGUUUGCUAGAGAUUGGGAUUUUUACUUAAGUGAAACAAUGUACCACUAACUCUUUGACAGCCUGAAAGAACUGAGUGAAGAACUGAUUUUCCACAGUUUAAUGGAAUAUCAAACAGGAAUGUUGUUGGGAUUGAAGUCAUGUGGCACACAGCGACAAGAGACACUUUAAAAUUUCCUACUGUUACAUAAAGCACUGCCAGAAUUCAGAGUUGGUGCAGGACAAAACUUACACCUCUUGAGUGUGUGAAAAUGGCUGCUGUUACCUUCGACAUGUUGUGUACCAAUGAUAUUAAACCUUCAGUUAUUUUCAU
Messenger RNA from Epinephelus fuscoguttatus (brown-marbled grouper), 2393 nucleotides. RefSeq names its product homocysteine-responsive endoplasmic reticulum-resident ubiquitin-like domain member 2 protein. The transcript is spliced from 9 exons. NCBI's taxonomy places the organism in Eukaryota, Metazoa, Chordata, Actinopteri, Perciformes, Serranidae. The record is from RefSeq and is a predicted model, not a curated record. Gene Ontology annotation, biological process: endoplasmic reticulum unfolded protein response. Gene Ontology annotation, molecular function: protein binding. The coding region runs from base 248 to 1402 and encodes 384 amino acids.